CCACCCCCGCCCGCGGCCGCCGCGCCGCCCCGCCGUAGCCGCCGGCCGCCGGCGUCCUCGCCGGCCGGUCAAGCGAAGGCGGCGCCCGCGCCUCUGCAGCCAGUGGCAGCCGCGGGUCCUGGCCGGCGGCUCCUGCAGCCCCUUGCGGCCCCGAGUCCCCGGCCCUGCGGCCACAGCGGCCACUGGCGGAGGCAGAGGAGGAAGAGGAGGUGACAAACUCUCCGGCCCCGCGCCGCGGCCCGCAACCCCGCGCUCAGGCAUGCAGGCGCGGCGUCUAGCCAAGCGCUCCAGCCUGGGCAGCCGCCGGGGGGGCGCCGCGCUGCAGCCGGCCGGGCCGGCGCCCGCGCCCGCCAAGGAAGCCGCCCUACCCGGGCUCCCGCCCCCUGUCCCGGGCCCGGCCCCGGCGCCCGCCCCGGAGAGCUGGAGGCCGCCGCUGCCACCGCCGCCGCCGCGCAGCGCCGGGACCGGCCCCCCUCGGGCCACCGGGGCCGCCGCCGCCGCCUCGUCGCCGGUGCUGCUGCUUCUAGGGGAGGAAGACGAGGACGAGGAGGGCGGGAGCAGGCGGCGGAGGGGGCUCGGGCGUGUGGAGGAGAAGCCCCGAGGGGGCGCGGAGGAGGAUGACGACGAGGAAGAGGAAGACGAGGAGGUGGUCGUCGAGGUGGUGGACGGCGACGAAGACGACGAGGACGGCGAGGAGCGUUUCGUGCCCCUCGGACCCGGCCGCGCAGUCCCCAAGGGCCCGGCCCGCGGCGCGUUGAAGGUGGGGAGCAUUAAGCGAGAAAUGACCUUCACAUUUCAGUCAGAGGACUUAAAACGUGACUCUAGUAAAAAAAUGUCUCAUCAACACGUGUUUUCCUUGGCCAUGGAGGAAGAUGUGAAAACAGCAGACACCAAAAAAGCCAGCCGGAUCCUUGACCAUGAAAAAGAAAACACUCGCUCCAUCUGUCUCCUUGAGCAAAAAAGAAAAGUUGUUUCCUCCAAUAUUGAUGUUCCUCCAGCAAGGAAAUCUUCAGAGGAACUAGACAUGGACAAGGUGACAGCAGCAAUGGUACUAACCAGCUUGUCGACUAGCCCUUUGGUUCGAAGUCCUCCCGUGCGGCCGAAUGAGAGCCUCAGCGGAUCCUGGAAGGAGGGCGGCUGCGUGCCUUCCAGCACCAGCAGCAGCGGCUACUGGAGCUGGAGCGCCCCCAGCGACCAGUCCAACCCGUCCACGCCGUCGCCGCCGCUCUCGGCUGACAGCUUCAAGCCCUUCCGCAGCCCUGCACAGCCAGACGACGGCAUCGACGAGGCGGAGGCCAGCAACCUGCUCUUCGACGAGCCCAUUCCCAGGAAAAGAAAGAAUUCCAUGAAGGUGAUGUUCAAAUGCCUCUGGAAAAACUGUGGGAAGGUGCUGAGCACUGCUGCAGGUAUCCAGAAACACAUCCGGACCAUCCAUCUGGGGCGCGUUGGAGACUCUGACUACAGUGAUGGAGAAGAGGACUUUUACUACACUGAGAUCAAGCUCAACACAGACUCAGUGGCAGACGGGCUGAGCAGCCUGGCCCCGGUCUCACCUUCCCAGUCCCUGGCUUCACCUCCUACUUUCCCCAUCCCGGAUUCAAGCCGAACAGAAACUCCUUGUGCCAAAACGGAGACUAAGUUGAUGACGCCCUUGAGCCGCUCAGCUCCCACCACCCUCUACCUCGUGCACACUGACCAUGCUUAUCAGGCCACACCCCCUGUGACCAUCCCAGGAUCGGCCAAGUUCACCCCCAAUGGCAGCAGCUUCAGCAUUUCCUGGCAAUCUCCUCCGGUCACUUUCACAGGCAUUCCAGUGUCACCCACACAUCAUCAUCCGGUGGGCACAGGAGAGCAGAGACAGCACGCGCACACGGUCCUGUCCUCCCCACCCAGAGGCACAGUCAGCUUAAGGAAGCCCAGGGGAGAGGGCAAAAAGUGUCGGAAGGUGUACGGGAUGGAGAACCGAGACAUGUGGUGUACUGCCUGCCGCUGGAAGAAGGCCUGCCAGAGGUUCCUCGACUGAAAGACUCCCCGGCAGAGGGGCUCGGGGCCCUGAGCCGCUCCUGCCCUGGCCUGCCACUGCAGGUGUUGGAAAGAGCUUUUCCUACUGAGUAAAACACAGUUGAAGCUGGGAAAAGCCCUUUCAGGAACCUUGGAGGAAUAACAGCAAAAACACAGAAAAAUUGUUUAAGUCACCACCCAUGACAAAAGAAAGUUGCUCUUACUGAGAACCCAGCCUGGAGCAGCUAUAACUAGUUUUUUUUCCUUCAAAAGAAAAGUCAACUUUUUUUUGCUGUAUGUCUAGACUUAAAACUGUGGACUUCUGUUGCAAUUGAACCAACAAAGCCCAUUUUACCUAGAAAGGAGGCAUAUUUUGAUAAGCUUUCUGAAUUAUGCCAUUUCCAAGAUUUUUUUGACACUUAAAAACAAGCUACAGGUUAUUCAGUAGCGUUUGUACAAAGACCAAUACUUACUUUUGUUGUGAAUAAUCUUUUCCCUAUUUUCCAUUUGACUUCUUGGAGCAGUAUAUGUCAGGAUGUGUUGCAAGAAAGCGCAGCACUCUGGGCAUCUUUUCUAUGGCUUUUUAUUUGUUUUUCUUUUAAGAAUGACCCCAAACUGAACCAUGGUAGAGCUAUUAGCUUGUAGGGCCCCAGAUGGCAUAAACUCGAGAAGGGAUUGUCCACGGAAAUCACCAGCAGACUUCAGCCCCAAGCUGAGUUCAGGAAGUCCAGCUGUCACCGUUGGGAAACAUCUAGGAGUCUUCCUUGGAUCCAUAAGAAGCUCUUCCCCUAAAGGCAGCACAGCUAACUCUACUCUCUACCUGCCACAACUCAGUCAAGAACUGGCACCUGUAGCCAUCUGGGUAAGCCUCGAUGCUUCUUUCAGGGAUGUGACACAAAUGGCAACUCGGAGCUAUUUGUUACUGCUUGUCUGUCAAGAUUGUAGCCAGGUUAAUGGGUCAUUUUCCUUCUCUCCAGACUCCACCACUGACUGAUUUCAGAAGAGGUAGAGAAUUCCAAACUGUCCCAGCAGGUUUGCUUUAGGCGACAGAGCACAGCCCACAUGGCCCCACCUGUUGAGAAAGUCAUGUUAGAUCAACAAACCACUUCCAUUCUGAGUGCACUUUUAUAGGUUUUAUGCUUUAGCAUGUCUGGGAGAUGAGUUAAUUAACAAUAUAAACAUUAUGUGAGUAAAUGGAAAGUCCAAACUUUAAGUUUUUCUUAUAAAAAUAUUGGAGCUAUUCAUUUAAGAAUUUGCUCAAAAGGAAAAUGCUUGUAGGUAUAGGAAUUUCUCAAUUUAGUAGGGCCAGGGCUUGCACUGUGUUCCAUUUAUUGGGCUUUGUAACUUACUUGCUUGUUUGUUUGGGGGAUAGUGGUGUGGGGAAAGGGGAGUCAUCAAGCCCUAUAAAUAAGCUCAUUCUCUAUCUACCCAACUCUCAGUUGCCCUGCUAAAGAGUUAUUUCUCCUAUACCUAUGCAUAGUAGGAAGAGCACCUUAUAGGAGGCACUGUAUAGGGACAGGGGACAUGGGAUCAGCCAUAGGAAUGUUAAAUGAAAUUGCACAGAGGAAAGUUUAAUAUAUGUCUAGAGAUUGUACAUACACUUUUUUAAGCGUAGAAAGAAGACAUCUAGUAAUGACAGAUAUUCUUUUUAUAUACAAGCAAAAGAAAGUAUAAGGAGGUUCCACAGCACAACAUCCACCAUCUGUGCAUUCACAUAUUAUGGGACUUUUAUUUUUUAAACUCUCAUAUAAAUUUUUUAAAAUUACUCCUUGGAAGAGAUCCUGGUUUUUUUCUUCAUUUAUUUUUUCCUUUAAAAACAUUUUAAGAGAAGAGAAAAAGAGCUUCAUCUAAUUUUGCAUCCUGAUUACCAAUCAGUACUAGUCACAGCACCAGCAAUACUGUAUGUUUUAGACUUACAAGGUCAGCCAGGAAAUGGCAUUUUUUAAAAUGCAGAAAUGUGUUUGUUUCUUCUACUCUAGCAUGCCCUUUCUCCUCCUGGUGUCCUGUCACCCCCUAUGUAGCACCACUGAUGCGAGAUGAUGCUCUGGCCUGGUCCAGGAAGCCCUGAGCUGUGGGCAGAUUGCCCAAUGGCCUUGGGCGGCCAGAGCUGGUCACCUGUUUAAGCAAGUUCACCAUGUGUUUAAAUGACAGGGUACAGUCCUGGACCAGAGAUUUUUCUCUUCAGCAAAGCUCCCUGGCCCUUGAUCGUUGGACUGUUACUAACAGAAAAAGAUUCAAGUCAUGAAGUAUAAAAUCCAUCCUUCAUCCUAGAACUUUGAAACACAAGGAGGGAGAGAUCUUUGCUAUGGAGCAGUCCUGGAGCAAAGCCCCGUGGCUUCCACCCCCAGAUAUAUGCCCCAUGAGUAGUGCUGAGCUCCAGCUUAGCUGAGCCAAGCUCAGUCCUUACCUGGUGUUCAGCCAGUGCACAGGUAUAAGCAGAACUAUAGAGCUGAAUGUAGCUUCCCUGGGAUCUCUUCUCCUUUCUAAAGCAUUUUUCACACGGUUCUGUACCUCCUACCCAAGUUGGGGCUGCUUUCUGCCUGCUAGCCCCGUGCUCUGUGUACUUUUCUUUUCUGGCUUCAGGUGCAGAUAGACCCUCAGUACCUUCCUGGACACAGACACAUAUUCCCUGGACCAAGACAUGGAAUAACUAGUAGACCACCAAGCCACAGGUGGCUGGUCUUGAAGAAAAGGGAUUAUACUCCUUAUAGGCCACCCAGAAGGCUAUGAAUUCCAAUAUACACCACUGAUCGUGCAAGUUAGGGUUUUUUUUAAAUGUAGCAUUAUUUUGUUAUAUUUCGGAACUAAAUGAAGUGCCAAAUUAGCCAGACAUUCGUUUGAUGCCAUCUCUGUGGAACCAAGUUCUCUGUGUGUGUUCGUUUGGCUGGGAGGAGGGGGGGGGGCUAGGGGGAGGGGGAGGGGGAGGAGGAGGAGGGGAGCAGGCUGGCGGUGGAACUGGAGCCCUGGCCACCGCAGGGAGCUCAGAGGCCUAUCUAUCUGUGCAAAAGGCAUGCAAAACAAUGGAUUCUGGUCCCAAAAUAUUUCUAAGUAAGGCAUGAUGUAGCCUUUUGAUUUUUUUUCUCCUUUGACACCCCAGCCUUCAGAACAGGUUUUUCAUCUCUCUCCAAAGAAGUCAUUUCAUAGUGACUGACAGGACAUUCUCCAGAGAGCAACAAAGCAGAGUGGCCAGCAGGCAGUGGUGUUAAGCCUUGGGCCUUCCCAGCAGAUGUGUGCUGCAUUGGUAGGAGGCAGUGUGACAACCUGGAGAAAACACACAGGUAGCAAGGGAGUCGGGGGGAGGUACGAGAGGUCUGUGGACACCUGGCUCUUGCUCGUCUUCUUGGUGCUGAUCAGCUAGUGGUCACCAUCCCUAAGUACCUCCCAGGGAGCUGCCAUUUUCUCCUCUGGGAGCAGCUGCCUGAAGCAAGGAGAGAAUGACCUGAAGGGAAGUACCUCCGGCCAAGAGUGCAGGGCUGCUGUGCCCAGCCCAAGCGGGCCAUCUCUAGCAGAUACGGACUUCUCUCCACCACACUAGCUGAAAAGUUUUCUCCCUUGGUUGGCAAAAGCCAGUGUCAGGAAAAAACCUGUGGAUUUCUGACCAAGAAUGUGUGCACUUAGCUGCAAUGUGCCUGUCAGCAGCUCCAGGCACCAACAAGGUGCCCUUUUAUUAGACAGUUCCUGCCCGAACAUAACCAUAUUGCAGAUGAAAAUUUUCAAUAGAGAAUGACACAAUUCUUGACCUUUCUAAAAACUUUUCAAAGAGGUAGUCACAUGUGUAUAUGUUGCAAAAGAUUUUUGAAACUGAAAUGUCCUCCAUUAAAUCUCAAGAGCACUCGAGUUUUAAGUCUGCUGUUUCUGGUGUCACACUAAGCCACACUUUUGAAAGCAGCCCUGGGUUCUGAAUUAGUUGGCACUGCUGAAUCCAUGUUCCCCCUUCAUCAGAAUCCAGAUUGCAGCAUUCACUUGCAAAGGUUCAGAGAAAAGUGGCCAGAAUUGUACAUAUAACAGAGAAUACCUUGAGAAUAGUAGCAAAAUACUGUAAAUAAUAUUCAUUUCCUCAGGGAAAAAUAAAGGGCAUGCAAAAAUAGGUCUGGAGACUCCUAAAACUAGUAAGAAUUUUGUUAUCACUAAAGUCUUUUAUAGUCAGAACAUUUUUUUUUUUUUUCAAAUGAACAUGGUAUCAUUUCAAGACAAAUUUACGUGAACUGGGCAGUACUGACAUUUGUGAGGUGUAGGGGAGUGCCCUGGGAAAACGGUUUGGAGCUGACCUGUAGCCUAAGGCUAACAUUUGAAACACAGGUGCAAUGCCUGGGGGUGGGGGAGGGGGACGGGGGAGGUGGUAUUCUUAGACUCAUGUAAGGCUUUUUCUGAAUGUAAUUGUGAAUACAAAGCCUUGCUGGUCCUUUUUAUCAUUACCCAAUGGAUGACUGUUUCUUAGCUAUCAGCAGAAUUCCGUAGGUGAAAGCAAGCCGUGAACAAUGUACAUUUUGCUUUAAUAGCAUGUUAGCGAACAAACUUCCAUGGACUCUUGUGGACUAGGUGCUGCUUUUUCUCAUGACUCUGUAGAAUUGCUGUCGACCACAUCUUCUGUAGCACUGACCUGUGUGAACUUGGGGAAGAAUUUGUGCAUACAAAUGAGUGGAAACAGAGGAUUCAUGAAUAUGAAUGAGAAUGUGAAUUAUUUUGGAGAAUGCCCUGGGCACACGGGUCAACUGGAAAUUUCAUUUCUCUAAGAAAGUAGCCCUACCAGCGGCACGGACUGUCCCUGUUCCUCGUACCUGUGGGGAUUCCUCCAUAUUGGAACUGUUUCAUGUGUCUUUUUUGCAUUGUAACUAGCCAAACCUGAAGACAGUAAAUAAAAUGAGAUUAGCACUUUUUUUAGGUACCAGUUGUAUCACUGAGUAAUGUACACCAAUAGAGCAAGAAAGUAUAAAAUGUAUUUAAGACCAACUGGUUUGCUUAUUAUGACUGACUUUGAAACAGCCCAUAUCCAAUGAUAUACAUGCUUUAAAAGGUAUAUCUAUCAAUCAUAGGACCAGGAACCAAAAUGGGAAUUUUACUUCUGGUCCUGUUUUGUAAAUAGUUCCUUUUUUUGAAGACAAUCUCAUGUUUUAUAACUUUUGUUGUGGGUCUGAGAAUCACAAUGGUAAUAUGUUGUGGCAAAACGUAAUCUUUAAAUACAAAAAUAAUUAUAACUUAAUUUUCCAAAUAAAACAAGAAACAUACUGAUUAGGCUUCUACAGUUCUAAGAGACAUGACACUUUGGUAAUAAGUGUCAGUACUCUACUUCUCAAGUUAACUGGAAAUAUUUUACAAGAUGCAGUGUUUUGUAAUCACAAAGAACACAGACAUUUUGCGAGAAAUGACCUUGGUUUUAUACAUUGUAGCUUAUUUUUUAAAAUACAGUAUUUUACCAGACAGGAAGUGUUAAUAUUAUAAGUAAUUCCUGCUCACCAAACGAAGGGCUAUGUCUCUUUUAAGCAAAUGUUUUGAUGCAUAUCUUUUUAAUUAACCCUCUGCAGCAAGGGUAGAAAUACAGAUCAGAUGGAAUGGGUAUUAUAAGAGAAUCAAGAUAGCAACAGCUACUCCUUUUAUCAUUACUAGUGUGUAUUUUCAAAGUAUGGAAGAAGACGCCUGAAGAGUCAUUUUAUAUAUUUUAAAUCUAAAAAAUGUUAACAGGUAUGCUUAUAGGCCAUGGGAGAAAUAUUCUUAUAAAUUUUUUAAUGUAAAAUGAUAAAUUCUAUGUCACAAAGACAAGUUUACCACUUGACCUACCAGAAUCACAGAUACUUGCACUUAACUAGCAAGUAUCAUUUGGUGGAAAUUUCUAAAAUCAUAGUAGAUAGGCCCAAAGAUAGAAUUCUUAGGUGAUCAGUAGUGUUUAAAAUAAUUUUGUCCUGAGCACUAACUAUAUAACUGUAAUUUCUACAUAAGAACAAGUGCUUCCAAGAUAUCGUGGAGGGAAAAAAGAAAAAAGGAAAAUAAAAAACAAAACAAAAAAAAAGAACAAGUGCUUGAUUUUUCACUGUGAAGAACUGGCAGGCACAUGAGGUUGUGAUCAGAAAGUGACUGCGUUCCCAAGAACCAGGAAACAGAGGGAAGUUGUGAAGAGUUUAUUAAAACUAUACAAAUAAUUCAGAGCUUUGCCAAAACCAUUUCAUAAUGCUGUGCAGUUUUUUCAAGCCCACUCACUGUUAAAACAUGAAAGCAUCUUUUCUAAGAUUUUAGUAAUCCAAAAGCUAGCCUAAUUAGCCAAGUAUGCAGAUAACAUCAAAAGCAAAGCUGAGAUUGAACAGCCAUACACCCGUUGGGCAGCUCUUAAGAGGUGGUCAGAAGGUCACUCAGACCUUGGUUUCAAACAGGCUUUAGAAUCUGCACACUUGAGGACUAGAAAUGCGCAGAGUUAGGGAAAGCCACGUACAGCCUUGGCCCCUGAUCUUUGAGAUGAGGCGUCCUGCAAAUCUCUGUUUUUACUCCUUGGAUGUCUCCAUUGUUAGCAUUAAAGUCCCCAAGAAGUUUUUAUUGCUGUACGGUUUUGAACCAAAUGAGUCUCAUUUCCAAAAGAUUCCUAAUUCUAUAUAGGAGAGGUUGCAAAUGUCAGUGCCUCAGAAGGACCAGGCAAGUUCUGUAAAUGAUUGAUGUGGGUAAGGCAAAGAGGAACACAAGAAUGGUGGAGACCAGGUUGAACUGCAGAACACAUGCCCUCUUUGAAGGGGCGCCCACACUCAGCUCUAGACAAUCAGAACCAUGCAGAAAUCAGGCCCAGGGCUGCUAGAUCUUCUGACGUGGAAAUACGAUAUUACCUGACACAUACGUGUUGACAACUAACUCAAACUCUUGGCCAACACUGUGCAGACCAAAGAGAAGCUGUACACAGGCAGGUGCAGCCUGCGGCCCCCAGUUUCAACUAUUGGGAAAAGUGGAUUUCACAUUCCACAGCUGUCAGGUCAGGUUCAUCCAUCAGCCCCACAAACUCGCAUGUCGGCACUAUCUGGGCAACUAAAAUAAAAGAGGGUAAAAGAUGAUUUCUCCCCAGAUAUCAUUCUCAUGGCAGACUUGAAUAUAGAUACGCUGAGUUAUCCAGCUCUCUCACUCUGCCUCCUUUUGGCAUGCCCAGGCUGUACCCUGCAAAGCAUUGAAUCACUGUUAUCCUAAUUUUCUUACUGUUUUCUACCGUGGCCACUGUGAUGAGGGGCUGGCAAAGAGCAGCCUCGUGCCUUCCGAGAAGGCUGCCAGAAGCCUCUGAAGCUUGAAGCGAGCACACAUUGCCUCCUGGUGCCAAAGCCCUUGGCCAGCCUCCCUACACUCCUUCCCUCUCCAUCCAGCAUCAUGAGUCUUCGUUCCCAUGUAAAAUUACCACUGCUUCACUUCUGAUACAGCAGAAGCCUUGCUUCAGAACUGCUAGGCAUUUAGGUUAUCUCGGAGUGUCCACUAACCUCAAAAGGAGGUUUUUCCACAUACAAAACCCUAGCAUCUUUGAGAGGAAAGCAAAAUGAGAAUAAAUAUGUCAUGAAAAAAAUUAGAAGUUGCUUCCUUCAUUUAGAUGGACUAAGUUAUUUUAAACUGUAUCUUACAUCAGAGUGCUGAUGGUAUUGGGAUAAUCACUGACCCUUUCAUGUAUGUAAUAAGGUACGUCUCGUUCACACACACUAUUUCAUUUGAUCUUUGUAAGAACCCAGUGUAGAACAGGAAUAUUUAAAAUCAACAUUACCCACCUCCAAGGCCAACCCAGAGUAGUCUUGAACCCGAGUCGGCCUCAGUAUUGCUUGCAAGGAAGAGGGAAGGGGCUCAUUAAAGGCCUGGCUCAAACAUUAGUCUUCCAGACUGACUAGGGACGUAAGAAAACCCAGGGACCCACCAUGUUGUCAAACCAUCUUUUCAGUCCAGGCCUUUCAGCAUAGACAUAAAGAGCCCACCCGUUACUCAGUCAUGUUGCCAAGUGCAAACUGAUUUAUCCCCAUAUGAAUCCUUUUACUGUAGCGGAUCCCUAAUCCCUAAAUUUCAGCCAAUUUGGUAGUUAAUUAUAGGAGCUUAUUAGCUAAAUGUAUGUUCUGAGUAAAAGUUUUGACUCCUUGGGGAAAAUUUAUUUUGCUGCUAGCAUACAACAUUUGCUAUGUAUAUAAACUUAAGUCAAUGCCAGAAAUUUUAAAACCAGCUCAAAUUUAUAAUCUGUAAUGAUCAAAUCAAAACAUACUGUAAACCCAGAGUUGGAAACGCCUGGUAAUAUGGUUAAGUCAUGUUUAAAUAUGAAUGCAGUUUAAAUGACAUUGGCAAUGCCUGAGAUUUCUUUCAUUGUGAAUGGUUAAAAGGCAGUCCAAUAUAUGAAUGGAUUUCAUCUUACCUUUCUCCUAUUAAUUUACUAGGUGUAACAUCUUGAGUUUAGAGUAAAGUCAUUCACAGGCAGUUGGGUUGUGGAGCUAGAAGGAGCCUCAAAAAACACUUUUUGGCCAGACUCCUACAUCAUGAACAGGGUUUUUGAUGAAUAAUAUUUAUUAUUAUGUUUCUGAAGUAAUACAGUGUUGGAGAAGGAAACAGUUUAGUCCUUUCCUCUUCUGAUGGAAAAGAAUCAUAGUUAGUGCCGUUGCCAUGAGAAUAACAGGAUGUAGAAAGACACAUGAAGAAAGAAAGAAGAAGAAAGCUAUGGUUCCAAAAGCAGGUAACCAUAGAUUUUGAAAGAAGGUGGAGAUGGUGAUUGAACUGUAGUCGUUGUUUUUUAAAAAUGUUCUUUCAUGUUAGGCACCACCACGUAGUUAAUAACUACCAACUUCUAAAGAGAAAAUCCCCUUGAUUUAUUUAUAUCAUGAAAAUACUAAAAAUUAAUUCUCAAGUCUAAUUAACUAUUACAUUAUCUUGCUAGGUCCAUUUCCCUAAAUUUUUAAUUCAGAAAAUUAACCAGAGUUGGCCAGAUGCAGUGGUUCACGCCUAUAAUCCCAGCACUUUGGGAGGCCAAGGCAGAUGGAUCGCUUGAGGUCAGUAGUUCGAGACCAGCCUGGCCAACAGAGGAAGAAAGAGUGAAAACAAAAGAAGAAAGAGUGAAACCCUGUCUUUACUAAAAAUACAAAAAUUAGUCGGGCGUGGUGGCGCACACCUGUAAUUCCAGCUACUUGAGAGGCUGAGGCAGGAGAAUCCCUUGAACCUGGAGGCAGACGUUGCAGUGAGCCAAGAUUUCACCGCUGCACCUGGGGUGAGACUACCAUUAAAGAAGGAAAUUUCCUUUAAACAAACAAAAAAACAAAGGUGCUCAUCUAUUUCUUCUGAAUUCUCUCUACAUUCUUGACUUAAGAGGAAAACCAGCACUCUAGAGAAGAAACUGAGCUUUAACAGAGAACAGUCCCCAUUCUAGCUACCAGUCUUGCUUUCCCCCAUCUUGGCAAGCCCCAGUGAAUUUGCCAUUGAAAGAUUACCCUCCCCUUUGCCCUCAUCUCCCUGAGCUAGAGGCCAGGCUGUUGUUACCAUUUUUUCAAUUCCAAAGCCCCUGAUGGGACAUUCUUGUUUCUGUGCUACUGCUUUCUCUCUCUUAAAUUAAGGUGCAAGGGGAUAAAUAUUACUAUGACUGGGAUGUAAGGCUCAGUCAGUGUGGCUAUCCCCUUCCUUCAGGGGAAAUAUUCCAUCUGUCUGAAUGGUUAUAGAUGAUCAUGAGGAGAGCGGCUUAGUCAGCAGCCAGCCAGCCACGCUCAUCACAAAAGAUUUGUUCAGACUCACUGGAAAGAAUGACAAGGCAGAUAGCUAACCCUUUCACUGUGCCUCAAAGCCCGCCGUGCAAGUCACCAACCCUACCGGUCCUUUCCACGUGUGAGGCUAAUAGAGUGAUCAGAACCAGGAAUGUGAGCCGAGUUCCACCUUAGGAGGGGACAAUGAGGACAGAGCAAGAAGGCUCCACGUUUACUCACUCCAGGCUCUGACUUCUGCCCACAAUUAGAGAGCAUGAAAGCAGAAUUGGCCUUUAGUAUGUGAAAAGGAAGUGGCACCUGCAGCGUAUAAUUGUUAUUAUUUCGUAUUUAUGGAAAGAAAAGGACUCCAGCCCACUCGUGUUGUUAAGCACUUGUCCCUCACCCCACUGGAGCCCCUUCCUAUGUUUUGGGCACAGAUGCCUGGGACCAAGAGGAAAGAGGAAGAGCGGCUGCCAGAGUGUGAAUAUACCCCUCAGGGAUCUACAGCGGAGUUUAAUGAUAAACUACCCAUACUCUCCCAAAAAAGGUUGAGGAGCAAUGCAGAAAUUUGCAGAUUACAAACCCUUAUUUUACUUUCUAAGUCUUUUUUCCAUACUCUGCUUAUUGGAAAUCAGUGGCUGUGAUGUGACCAACACCUGUGAUGAUAGCAAAGCCCCUCCUUUCACAGUCUCCCGACUGUUCGGGGAACCUCCUUGGUCAUUGGUAGAAAGCUUUAGAAAAUACUUAGCUUUUUAGGGAAGAACUAAAAAAUCUCCAAAACAUACUAGUCCCAUGACUUUGAUAACUGAAAAUGUCCUGGGUGUAAACUAACCCAGGAGUGGGGAUCAUACAUGUUUAAAAAAAAAAAAUCCCUGAAUCAAUAUUUUCCUACAACACCCCCUAAAAUUCCUAUUUUUGUAAUUAAUGGUUGGACAGUGAUCAGCCAUUUAAACAUAGGCUUUCUGGAAUAACCAGACACUAGAAUAGUUUCCAAAGUGUUUUGUGUAUCAAAAUCCUAUAUACUUAGAAGAAGAACUCAGGAUAAGAAAAAAUCGCUAGGUCCCAAAGGGUUCAUGACUAUCAUCAGAUGCAACUGCGAGUGGCCUAUGGUCAUUUUUUCAAAUGAGAAGACUGGAGAGAGAGAACAACAGUAAUCACAAAACCUCUGUUGCCCUUAGUCCAUGACAAUGUUUAAGGAAACUUUAAAAAAUUAAGCCAUCUGAAUUGUUUUCUACACCAAAUCUAAAAUAUUAAAAUGAAAUUAUUAAAUAUUUAAAACGGGGUAUUUAGUGGAAAUGCAAUCAGUAGAAAACAUUGCUUUUUAGUGCCUGCUAAACAAGUAAAGGAGAAAGAAUGAAGAGAAGACAGCAGUCCUUCCUGUGUGACACUCAUGUGAAAAUGACAGGCAUUCACAUGCAUUGAGUGCUAACUCAAAAGCUAGGUGGCAGUGCUGUCCAAUGUUUAGAGAUCUUUUGAACUAUAAUCUUACCACCAUUCAGAGGUAAGUACUUGCUUAACAAAAGUCUUUAAUGUUAGUGAAUGAAUGUAUAAAGUUAUAAACUAUGCAUUUUCAAAGAGUAGCAUGUAUUUUGUAUCGAAUCCAAGUAAAUUUUUUUCAUAGCUACCUACCACAACUGCAAAUUCAAAAUAAACUUGGAUACAUAUCCUUAUGGGGAUACGGAAAGCCCAUCUAUAUUCUCCUACUUGAUGUUUUUAAAGGUUGAAACUUUACUCUGAAACAUCAGGCUCUAAAAAAUUCCAUCAUUAAGAUGAAUAAAUGGGAAAUGGUUUGUUACUUCUUAUGCAUAAAUGGGAAAUGUUGGCUGUUAGAAAAUGUGCCCAGUUCUUUAAAGGUGGAUGUUCUAGUAACGCUGGAUUAACAAGCAAACAAAACUGCAUGAAGUGAAUGAAUAUUUCAUUGGAUAAAGUUAGUAUAGGUUUUAUCUGUUGGGCUUAAUUCUCAAUCCCAGAAAAAAAUAUUCUUCAAGGGGUAUCAGUUAUAGUUUCAAAGAACAAAAUAUGAAAAUAUUGUCCAGCAAAGCAAAUCAUUGAUCUUUUUUCAAAAUUCCUUAUAUUUUGGGAAGUGUAUAUAGAAUAUCCACAAAUUUCUUCAGCCCUCUUGUUUAUUUCAUAUUUUCAUGAAACCUUUUCCCCUAAUAAUUUGUCCUCGCUCUUUAAUCAGUGCUUUACUACAUUACUCAGCACGAAAAAAUAUCUUUUCCUUCAUCUGACAAUGUGGAAAUAAAGAACUCCAUUUCUCUGUCAUUCUGGUUCUCUUCAGUGUCCACUGAGAAAGUUUCUCAACUGUUUGUAAAAUACGGGGGAAAAAAAAAACACACAUUUCUAAACCUGGUACUUAAGGUUAUACUGGAUUGUUUGCUACCUAAUUAGAAGUUAUUGGGGGAGGGGAAUUGUGUCUUUUUAUAUGAUUUUUAGCCAAAUCCAGAUGUUCUGAUACACAUUUCUGAAUACCUAUCUGACUGUAAAUACAGCCUGUGGAGGUUCAGGUUGAUAAACCUUUUACCUGACUGUUCCGCAGCCAUGCUCCUUGCCAGCUUCUGGCACAUUGUACAUAGAUUUGUUGAAUGUUUAAAUGAUGUUGUUUUUCUAAAUGCUGUUCUCUAAAACAAUUUUUUGAAUUUCUUUUGCUUUCCAUUGUUUUAGACUUUGUGUGUUCGUUUAAAAAAAAAUGUUUCCUAAAUAUUUAACACCAGGAAAAAUAUUUUUAAAUAAACUGGUGCUAAUUGAAACAGAAGGAAAUUUUCAGAUCGAAGAUGUACAAUGUUAAAUGUUCAUACCAGUUAAACUGCACUUUUCCAAGGGGACAGCUGGCAUCUACUUGAAAUGGGCAUCAAGAGACCACCAAAUGUUUACAGUUUCUGUGGCCCGUUUAAGUGUAAAAUGCAGAAGCGGCUCUGUCCCCCCAGAGUUAAGGAUUUGCUACACUGGUCCUCUGGAAGCAUUCAAGUAGAAGAAAAGGCUUAUAGUCAGAAUCACUUUAGUAAUCGUCUUCUGGUCCUUGGACUUUUCUGUUCUGUAAUGCUUGUAACAAUGAAUAUGGUGUUGCCAAUCUAGUCUGAUAUCAUCGUUGACCUGUACUUACUUUGUGGAUGGUUCUACCUGGGGUUGCACUGGCACAAAAGAGCCAGAACACUGGACUUUCAAAAGACCAUUUUGACUUCUACAGUGUCCACACACAUGAAUUUAAAUGCACUUGUAACUGGUUAAUUACCAUGAAGUAAGUCUAACUUCCACUUAAUAAAAGUUUUUGUGUAUCUGCUUCUA
Molecule: messenger RNA, 14936 nt
Organism: Symphalangus syndactylus (siamang)
Lineage: Eukaryota; Metazoa; Chordata; Mammalia; Primates; Hylobatidae
Gene: ZNF704
Product: zinc finger protein 704
Biological process (GO): regulation of transcription by RNA polymerase II
Cellular component (GO): nucleus
Molecular function (GO): RNA polymerase II cis-regulatory region sequence-specific DNA binding; DNA-binding transcription factor activity
Source: RefSeq, a predicted model, not a curated record